AUCAUCAUCCGAGAGCGUGUGAGCUAUGGACAGCGUGUUGUGCAGCGAGCGUAGGGAUCUGGGCCGUGCGGUGUGUGUGGUCACCGGAGCGUCGAAAGGCUACGGCCGGACGCUGGCUCUGCAGAUCAGCUGUUUACUGAAGCCGCGCUCCGUCCUGCUGCUGGUGUCCCGAACCGCAGACCAGCUCAACCAGCUGAAGCAGGACAUCGUGAGUCUGCACGCGGCACACACUGAUCUGCAGCUGGACGUGCGCUGUGUGCAGGCCGAUCUGCAGGAGCCCGACGGCGUGCAGAAGACCAUACAGGAGACCAGAAACACUCUGAGCACUGAUAUAGAGCAUCUGCUGAUCAUCAACAACGCAGCAUCUCUGGGUGACGUGUCCCGCUGUGCUGUGAGCUUCACUGACCCGUGUGAAGUGUCCCGGUAUCUGGCUCUGAAUGUGAGCGGUGUGUUGAGUCUGACGGCGGGGAUCCUGCAGGCGUUUCCUCCAGCGGUCGGCCUGCGCAGGACGGUGGUCAACAUCAGCUCUCUGUGCGCCCUCAAGCCCUUCCCCUCAUGGGUGCUGUACUGCACGGGGAAAGCGGCCCGAGACAUGAUGUUCAGGGUGCUGGCGGAGGAGGAGCCCGACCUCAGAGUGCUCAGCUACGCCCCUGGGCCUCUGGACACUGACAUGCAGCUGCAGGCACGCUGUUUUUCAGGUAAUGUAGAGCUGCGGCGCUCUUUCUCCUCCAUGUUUUCUGACGGUCAGCUUCUGUCCUGCGAAGAAUCCGGAGCAAAACUCAUGAAGAUCCUGCUGGACGACCAAUAUCCGUCAGGUGCUCAUCUGGACUACUAUGAGCUCUAGAACCUGCCGCUCCGGCCUGUGCAGACAUACAGCUCAAGACACAAUUAUUAGUUAUUCUGUGAAUUUCUUCUUCAAAUAUUUCCCAAAUGAUGUUGAACAGAUUCAGGAGUUGUUCACAGUGUUUCCUCUAAUAUUUGUUCUUCUGGUGAAAGUCUUGUUUGUUUUAUUUCGGCUAGAAUAAAAGCAGUUCUUAAUUGUUUAAAAGUCAUUUUAAGGUCAAUAUUAUUAGCCCCCUUCAGCAA
This is a messenger RNA of Danio rerio (zebrafish), 1086 nucleotides long. RefSeq names its product sepiapterin reductase b (gene sprb). The record is from RefSeq and is marked provisional. Gene Ontology annotation, cellular component: cytoplasm. Gene Ontology annotation, molecular function: sepiapterin reductase (NADP+) activity. NCBI's taxonomy places the organism in Eukaryota, Metazoa, Chordata, Actinopteri, Cypriniformes, Danionidae. Gene Ontology annotation, biological process: tetrahydrobiopterin biosynthetic process.